AUGAAUAAUAAUAAUUAUAGUAACAACAGUAAUAAUAGUGGUUUUAAUAGACCAAACUUUAAUACACCAUAUUUAUCACAAGAUGCAAAGAGUAAAUUGUUUGAAGGUGGAGAUGGCGGUGGAAGAAAAUGGGGAUCACCUCCUCAAGACACUGAAUAUACACGUCACUUUAAUAAUGAACAACUUUUAGAUAAACAGAAAGAUGUGAUGGCAGAUCAAGAUAAACUGCUAGAUUCACUCUCGAAUAGCAUUAUGCGACAGAAAGACAUUGCUAUUACCAUCGGUAACGAAGCAGAGAAGCAGGGUAUCAUGCUAGACGACCUGAAUGACCACGUUGAUGGCACAUCAACGAAAAUUAGAAAUGCAUCGAGAGGUAUCUUACGUUUGACAAAGGAUUCAAAGACAACUGGUCAUUGGAUUUGCAUUUGUGUUUUAAUUUUGGUUUUGAUCGUUGUUAUUGCAUUGGCUGCGUCUACAUAA
This is a messenger RNA of Heterostelium album PN500, 480 nucleotides long. It is a transcript of the gene syn8A, whose product is annotated as SNARE domain-containing protein. The transcript is spliced from 2 exons. Lineage: Eukaryota; Evosea; Eumycetozoa; Acytosteliales; Acytosteliaceae. The record is from RefSeq and is a predicted model, not a curated record. The coding region runs from base 1 to 480 and encodes 159 amino acids.